Molecule: messenger RNA, 3106 nt
Organism: Stylophora pistillata
Lineage: Eukaryota; Metazoa; Cnidaria; Anthozoa; Scleractinia; Pocilloporidae
Product: BTB/POZ domain-containing protein 6-B-like
Source: RefSeq, a predicted model, not a curated record
GCAACUUUUUUGGAAAAUUGGAGCAACUUUUUGAGAAAAUUGGAGCAACUUAGGGACAGCCCUAAUACAAAAGAGGCUGUGACGUCAGAUGUAUUUGUUACAGUUGAGCGAUCUCUGGUUAAAUCUGUUGUCAAAAGGGGAAAGUUAACGGUAAAGGAAGUGGACCUGUUCAAAGCUGCUGAUCACUGGGCCACAAACGAAUGUGAAAGGCAAGGAGUAACUCCUGAUGGAGAAACAAAGAGACGAAUUCUUGGAGAGGAUAUUGUAAAGGCGAUACGGUUUCCACUGAUUUCACAGGAGGAAUUCGUGUCAGCUGUGUUUGAUUCUCACAUUCUUACUCUCCAGGAGGUUGGAGCCAUGAUGAAACACUACUGUGGCGUCCUAAAGUCGCCUUUGCCAUUUAAGAAAACCAUGAGGGGUAGGGUUCUUUAUCACCGAAGUAACCGAUUUCAAAAGUUCAGUAGUGGCUGUUACUACAGUGAAGGCGAUAGUAUUGAGUUCACCGUCAGCAAACCAAUCAUGUUACGUGGAGUUCAAUAUUUUGGCUCUAAACAUAGUAAGCAUACUGUUGUUACAGAAGUUAAAGAUACCAUCCACAACUCUUGUCUUGGAAAAGACUCAGGAACUUACCAUUCAAAAAAGGACGCGUGGAACAACUUUUAUGGCUUCGAUGUAUCAUUUGAGUCUGCACUGUGUUUGGAGGCAAAUAAACAGUACACGUUGGUGUCGGUUUUUAAAGGUCUUGUUUCAUGUUAUGGACUUGACGGACAAAAAAUUGUUGAAUCCGGAGGAGUGCGCUUCACGUUUAGCGAAUCAAACUGUGACUUCAAUAGCUCUUCAGGGACGAGGGGGCAGUUUCCUGCUCUCAUUUUCAGCUAACUUUGAUGGAUAAAAUUGUUCUAACAGUUCUGUAUGGGGAGAUACCUUGCUUCAGUUUUGUUUUCCUGAAAUAAAUAAUUCUUCUAGUUUAAAUUGGUCUAGCUGGUUUUUUUCUUCACAUACCAAUGAUGAAAAGUGAUAUGAAUUCAUACAAGUGAUCUGCACAUUGCCAUUCAAAGUUGGAUUGAGGUCGUGUGUAUCAAUUAGCCGCACCAAGAUAAAAAGUGUCCAAAACCUAGAGUCGUACGCAUUCAGACCGAUACCGGGGCUAUAUCAACCAGCUGCACUGAUUUUGGACUUAAGACUCGAUGAAGAUGUGUUUCAUCCACUUGGUUAAAUGAGGUAUUCGAAGAACUCCUGAGAAGAGACUAUUGCGAUGGCCACUGAAGAGAAAUGGCAGACAAAUCUCCCAACUCUCACAGAAAGAAAUGUGUUUAUUUUGAACAACAAGUUUUAAAUUAUUUUCCACUACGGCAGAGACGAACAAAUCGAGGAAAAAAAUUUUAAAAAAUAAAGACGGAAAAAACUGUUGCGCACCACAACCCUUAAUCCUAAAGGAGAGAAUGGCGAAAAAUUAUCCCAAAUCCUAAAAGACGGAAUUGCAGAAGCCACCCUACAAGUUUGUGCGCGCAAUCAGUAGUCCUGUGUUCUUUGCCAUGUUCUAUGGUCGAAUGGUGGAGACUUAAGACUCUAUUGCACUGCCUGACUGUGAUUACGAGAGUAUGUUGGAGUUGUUUCGUUUCUUGUACAAUGACAAGGUGAAUUUGAGCGGAAAUAAUGUGAUGUGAGUGUUGUACUUGGCGAACAAGUACUUAAUGCCUUCACUCGCCCAGAAAUGCACAGAUUAUCUAUGUGAAAACCUGAGAGUAUUCAACGUGUUUAGUAUUCUGCCACACGCUCAGAAAUUUGAAGAUAAAGAUUUGGAAGAUCGAUGCUGAAAAGUAACUGGAGCGCAGACAUAAGAGGCGAUGACGUCAGACGAAUUUGUUUCAGUUGAACAAUCUGUAGUUAAGAGAGAAGUGUUGAAUGCAGAGGAAGUGGAACUGUUCAAAGCUGUUGAUCACUGGGCCACAAAGGAAUGUGAAGGACAAGGGAUGAUUUCCGACGGAGGGACAAAGAGACGACUUCUUGUAGUGGUAAUUGUGAUAGGAUUAUGCUUCCCGCUUACACCACAGAAGGAUUUUGCUUCGGUUGUGUUUGAUUCGGGAAUCUUGAAUUAUGAAGAGUUCGGAAAUAUGUUAAAAUACUACAAUGGGUUUUUAACUACUCCUUUACUGUUCUUAGAAGCCUGCAGAAUUGAUUCCACUCAGCACCGAUGCUGCAGAUUUCAAACGUUUUGUGCGCCAGGGAGUUAAUGGAGUUACGAUGGAGGCCUUGCUAACUGCUUCGAAGGCGGUGGGUAUACAGUUACAACAGACAUUGUUGAUCCCAUAGACAGUGCUUCACUUGUGUAUUGCGCAGGAAAUUAUGCAUCAGAAAAAAGCAAUACCCCUGCUUAUUACGGCUUUUAUGUAAUGUUCGAUCGUCCAGUUACUUGAAGGAAAAUAAAGAAUACAAGCUACAGUCGCUCAUCAAGGGUGCUAAAUUGUGGGACAGAGAAGAUGGGCAAACAUCAGUGGAGUGCCAGGGAGUGCGAUUUAUGUUUCGGAAAGCUGAUUGCCCUACUAAUGGGACUGAUGAAAGAAUUAAGAGGACAGUUUCCUGGAAUUUUGUUUUCAAUUUCCAAGUAGAAAUCCUUAGGUUACCCGAACCAUCCCAGUUAACGAAGAGCACAGUGAAAGUCUAUUAGGUUAGUAGUACUGGAUCAAUUGGAUCAAUCUUCUCAGAUGACCAUGCAGGUAUAUACACUUAUGAAUUCUUUAACAAACACUGCCGGAUAAAAACUACAAGUGAAAAAGCCAAGUGUGACCUAUGAGAGUUUACACAGAACACUUGUAGACGGGAUCCUCAAAAGUUAGUCAGAGAACCCUGUAGUGUAUGUAACGAAUAAUAAGUCUCAUGAACGAGGAAGUUUCUGUUACCUAAAUUUUGUUUUAUUGAGUGCAAUUAAAUGUUAUGUGUGCUUUCUUUUUGCUUGCUUGUAAUUGCUGGGGGUCAAAUUAAAAAUAUACCACAGAAGGAAUUUCAAACAAAGAGCCUUACCGGUAAGCUUCCAAACUAAUAGAUAUUACUUGUGAAAAAUUUUUGUCGUAAACUGAGCUAGGAUAAUUUAGAACAAAGCCUUACG